Camarhynchus parvulus is the source of this 1841-nucleotide messenger RNA. It is a transcript of the gene OPRK1, whose product is annotated as opioid receptor kappa 1. The record is from RefSeq and is a predicted model, not a curated record. Lineage: Eukaryota; Metazoa; Chordata; Aves; Passeriformes; Thraupidae. The transcript has 4 exons. The coding region runs from base 430 to 1575 and encodes 381 amino acids. Gene Ontology annotation, biological process: sensory perception of pain; G protein-coupled opioid receptor signaling pathway; neuropeptide signaling pathway. Gene Ontology annotation, molecular function: neuropeptide binding; dynorphin receptor activity. Gene Ontology annotation, cellular component: neuron projection; membrane.
UUAUCUGCAUCUCAGUGUUUAGAAAGAAGUCAUGUGAGCUUCUGAGCUGCGGGGACAGAGACAGUGGAGAACGUGUGCAUCAGUGCAGAGUGCUGCUGGAGCCGUGGCAGAGCGAGAGGGAGGCAGAGGGAGCCUGAGAGAGAAAAGGCGAAGUGGUGGGAGCUGGAACAGCAGCAUCUGCUGCUGCUGCACGCUGCAGCUCAUGCCUGGGAGCCGGCUCUGCUGCCAGCACGCCUCUCUGAGGGCGCAGGUGCCUCACAUCCAAAAGUCCUAGGUGGUCAGUGGCACUUCCAGGAGCCAAGCACAGCGGCUUUAUUAUUUUCUUUUCCUGCCAAGAGCACCUGUUUGAGGACUCCGCUUCUUUUCCUGGACUGAAAGCAUACUUGCCUCCUGCUGUGUGCACUCCUCCUGGUCUCGGACUGUAGCCCUAUGGAUGCCCCCAUACAGAUUUUCCGUGAGGAGCCAGACUCCACCUGCUCCCCAGGGCCCUGCCGGCCCCCCAGCACCAGCAGCAGCUGGCUCCCGGGCUGGGCAGACUAUGACACCAAUGCCACUGGGGGCUUUGGGGACGGCCAGCACAACCACACCAGCAUCUCCCCUGCCAUUCCCAUCAUCAUCACCGCCGUCUACUCGGUGGUCUUCGUUGUGGGCUUGGUGGGAAACUCUCUGGUCAUGUUUGUCAUCAUAAGAUACACAAAGAUGAAGACAGCGACCAACAUCUACAUCUUCAACCUGGCUAUGGCAGAUGCACUUGUUACCACAACUAUGCCUUUCCAAAGCACCGAGUACCUGAUGAACUCCUGGCCCUUUGGUGACGUGCUGUGUAAAAUAGUGAUUUCUAUUGACUAUUAUAACAUGUUUACCAGCAUUUUCACACUCACCAUGAUGAGUGUGGAUCGAUACAUUGCUGUGUGCCACCCUGUGAAGGCUCUGGACUUUCGUACACCUCUCAAAGCAAAGAUAAUCAACAUCUGUAUCUGGCUGCUGUCCUCAUCUGUUGGUAUAUCAGCAAUAGUCCUUGGAGGGACUAAAGUCAGGGAAGAUACUGCUAGCACUGAAUGCUCCUUGCAGUUUCCAGACAGAGAUUAUGUGUGGUGGGACAUCUUCAUGAAAAUCUGUGUCUUUGUCUUUGCAUUUGUUAUUCCAGUUCUCAUUAUAAUUGUUUGCUAUACUCUGAUGAUUCUGCGCCUGAAAAGCGUCCGGCUUCUCUCUGGGUCUCGAGAGAAAGAUCGAAACCUGCGCCGCAUCACCAGGUUGGUGCUUGUGGUUGUGGCAGUCUUUAUCAUCUGCUGGACUCCAAUUCACAUUUUCGUGCUGGUGGAGGCCUUAGGGGACGUGUCCCACAGCACUGCUGCCAUAUCCAGCUAUUACUUCUGCAUUGCUUUGGGUUACACCAACAGCAGCCUCAACCCAAUCCUUUAUGCCUUUUUGGAUGAAAACUUCAAGAGAUGCUUCAAGGACUUCUGCUUCCCCUUCAGGAUGAGGAUGGACAGGCAGAGCACCAGCAGAGUCAGAAACACUGUGCAAGACCCAGCUUACAUGAGGGAAGCAGGUGGGGCAAACAAACCUGUAUGACUAGUCGUGGAAAUGUCCUCCUACUGUCCUCAGGAGAGAGAGGAGUCCAACGACCUAGGACUGACACAGAUUACCACUGCAGUUUGAAAUCGACUCACCCAGACAGACAUUUCUGGAAUAUUGCAGAAAUCCCAGCAAUUUGGACUAAAGCAAGUUUACUAUCAAUAAACAAGAAUCUCCUGAAAAUCGGCUCAAGUGAAAAGGACCUGGAUGAUGCUCACGUUUUGGCACCGUAUCUGCUGAACUUGAGCCAGCGCUAAAACACA